Messenger RNA from Lactuca saligna, 552 nucleotides. The record is from the annotation of a GenBank genome assembly. NCBI's taxonomy places the organism in Eukaryota, Viridiplantae, Streptophyta, Magnoliopsida, Asterales, Asteraceae.
AUGAUAAGCUAUUACCCCCAAAAGAACGCAGGAUGCCAGGAAGGCCUCCUGUUAAAAGAAAAAGAGACCAAAUUGAAAAAAAAAACAAAGUAUUCAACUGUUUCGGGUAAAGGAAAAAUAAAGAAGUGCCACAACUGUUUACAAGAAGGGAACAAUGCUAGGACAUGCAAGAAUGAAAAGAUUGUGCCCCCUCCUAAGGAAAAGAAGCCUCCUGGUAGGCCUAAAAAACCACAUUCUGAUGAAACACCUUCAAAACGACCAAUUACAAGUGGUGGGAGAGGAGGAAGAGGACCAACUAGGGCAAAAGGUGGAAGAGGAUCAUCUGCAGGUACAAGUAGUGGAGGAGGAAGUUCACUUAUAGAUGAAAUGUUUGAUUCACCAAUGGAAAAUGAAGUUAUAAACAUGUUUGAUAAUUUUGAGGAAGAACUAUAUAGGGUUGAAAUGGAAAGGGGAGAAACGAAUUGGGAAGAUCAAUCUCAUGUGGUUGGCAGGAUAGCAAUUGAUGUACCUAUUAUCCGUGAAAAGCUUAAACCAAGAAAGCCAUCUGGAUAA